AUGUCCACCUUUUCUCGCCUCGUCCGCUUCCUCGCCCGGGACGGCCGCACGUACUACGGCGACGCCAUCCUCCCGCGCGGCAGCACCGACGUGUCCAAGUCGACGCGGGCGCGCGUCAUCGCGGGGGACAUUUUCGGCCGGCACCACGUCACGGAGCAGGUCGUGGACAUCCGGCUGCUGCUGCCGCCGCUGGCGCCCUCGGACGUCGGCACGGUGCGGUGCCUGGGCCUCAACUACGCCGACCACGCCCGCGAGACGGGCAUGGCCCGCCCCGCGUUCCCCAUCCUCUUCUACAAGCCAGCCACGACGCUGGCUGGGCCCUCGGACGCGGUCCCCGUCCAUCCCAUGGCGCAGGAAGAGGCUGGAGGCGGCGUGGGGCUCGACUACGAGUGCGAGCUCGUCGUCGUCAUCGGCAGGCGCUGCUCCGACGUGCCCGAGAGCGAGGCCCUCGACUGCGUGCUGGGCUACGCCGUCGGCAACGACGUCUCGCACCGCGACUGGCAGUUGAAGCGCGGCGGCGGCCAGUGGUCGCACGGCAAGGGCUUCGACGGCUGGGCCCCCUACGGGCCGGCCAUUGUCAGCGCCCGCGUCAUCCAGGACCCCCAGGCGCUCAAGAUUUGGACAAAGGUCAACGGCGAGACUCGCCAGGACGGAUCGACCGCGGACAUGAUCUUUGGCGUCAAAAAGACGAUUGCGCUGCUGAGCCGCGGCGUGACGCUCAUGCCCGGAGACGUCAUCUUCACGGGGACACCUGCUGGUGUGGCCAUGGGCCGCAAGCCGCCGGUAUGGCUCAAGGACGGCGAUGUCGUGGAAGUCGGCCUGGAGCGAGUCGGGACGUGCACCAACACGAUCGAGUUUGCAAAUCCCAAGUCCAAGAUCUGA
This is a messenger RNA of Purpureocillium takamizusanense, 882 nucleotides long. RefSeq lists its product as uncharacterized. The coding region runs from base 1 to 882 and encodes 293 amino acids. The record is from RefSeq and is a predicted model, not a curated record. The transcript is spliced from 5 exons. Gene Ontology annotation, molecular function: catalytic activity. NCBI's taxonomy places the organism in Eukaryota, Fungi, Ascomycota, Sordariomycetes, Hypocreales, Ophiocordycipitaceae.